Molecule: messenger RNA, 1935 nt
Organism: Anopheles coustani
Lineage: Eukaryota; Metazoa; Arthropoda; Insecta; Diptera; Culicidae
Product: AH receptor-interacting protein
Exons: 3
Coding region: 272-1234 (320 amino acids)
Molecular function (GO): protein binding; peptidyl-prolyl cis-trans isomerase activity
Source: RefSeq, a predicted model, not a curated record
UCUGCGGUACGGUUGGUUUUCCGAAGUGCGCCGUACGCAUGUGACGUGCUUUUUAACAUCUGAUGGGAAAUUAUCCCAUCAAUCAUUGUAAGCGCGAUAGCGUGUGUUUUGUGCGUGAUGCUAACUCCCGGCCCAACAAUGCAGCACUAAAAACGCCAGUGUGAAAGUGUGAGGUUGUGUGCUGAGGACGCUGCGGAGCCAAAGAGCGAAGUUGGGUUUCCCACGAUACCACCAGUCUUUCGAACACCGCUGGCUAUCUACGAAGCGUCCGAUGGAUUGCAGCCUGGAGGAUGCGAAAAUCGUCAAAACAGUAGUGCACGCCGGAACGAAGGUUGUGCCGUUUCGCGACGGUACCAAGGUGAGGUUCCACUACGAGACACGAAAAUGUGACGAAUCGCGCACGCUGAUCGACGACAGUCGGGCCAAGGGGCAGAAGCCGAUGGAGCUGGUGCUGGGCAAGAAGUUUAAGCUCGAGGUGUGGGAGACGGUCGUCCAGCAGAUGGCACUGCACGAGGUAGCCCGGUUCCGUUGCGAUCGGUCGGUAGUGAUGCAAUAUCCGUUCGUGUCAAAGACGAUACGGGACGCACAGAAACCGCGUGAGGAGCGCAAGCACUGCUGCGGCAUGACGGUACAGAACGAGGGCAUUGGCUACCGGGACCUGGACGAACUGUUCAACAACCCGCAGGACCUGGAGUUCACCAUCGAGAUCCUGUCGAUCGAGAGCCCGGAGGAGUACGAGCGGGAGUCGUGGCAGCUUAAUGACGGCGAGAAGCUGGAGCUGGUGCGGAAGAUGCGCGAGCAGGGCAACGCGGCGUACGGAAAGAAAGACUAUCCGGUAGCCCAGGAGGCGUACUCGCACGCGAUCGGAAUCGUCGAGCAGCUGAUGUUAAAGGAAAAACCGGACGAACCGGAGUGGAUCGAGCUGGCCCAGGCCAAGAUUCCGUUGCUGCUGAACUAUUCCCAGUGUAAACUGCUGGAGCGGGACUACUAUGCCGCCAUCGAGCACUGUACCGAGGUGCUGAAGUACGACCGGGACUGCGUGAAGGCUCUGUUCCGGCGGGGUAAAGCCCACGCCGGCGCUUGGAACUUUGAUCGGGCGCGGGCGGACUUUCAGCGAUGCGAGCAGCUGGACGGCAGUCUGCACGAUACCAUCGCCCGGGAGCUUGCGCGCCUGCAGGAGCUGAUCCGCCUAAAGGACGUCGAGGACAAGCUGAAGUUUCAAAAGCUAUUCUAGACAAUCACGCAACAGCCGGGCCAGAGGCGGACAACUUGUGUAACUAUUACUUUUUACCCCAGAUUUCAAUCGAUUGCCCGGAUUCGAUCCGUCCUAAUUGAAGGUAGUCUGGUCAUAUUAACUAACAAUAUGUUACUAACCUGGAUGUUGGUUGCUCACUAAAUUGAGAUGGCGAUGCUUAUCUUGAACCUUCGGCCGGUACAGCUUUCCAAUUUAAAGCUUCUCUCUGGAACUGUGAGCUUACUACACUACAUAUAAUCCCUUCGUUGAACCUACUCCCUUUUUAAAAUGCUUCAUAAAUCUAACAACUCUGCGGAGAUUUUGGAGCUGAUCAAUACGAAUGUGACUCGCACAUUCCCGCAAUGAUAGUUACUGACUAUUUCAGAUACGGCCUUUGCUGGCGCUUGCAUAGAAGUUACGGGGAUGGCAGAUCUUUUUCCUCCUGUUGCCUUUUUAGCUUUUGCUGCGUUCCACAUUUCCCUGCUGUCCUUGUUUUUACAAAUGUAUUUUUUUUAUUUCGUUUUUUUUCGGUACGUUCCGCAAUGUAUACCGUCUGUAGAAGUUCUUAGGUCUACUUAAUAUUAAGGACGUAAGACUAGGCCAUCAACCGAUAUCAGCAGCAUCAACCGCCUUCCUUCUUGGGGCCGUUGACGUAGCUUCCAUGCUCACGAAUGUUUAAUUCGCUUUGUAACAUUUCUUCC